AUGGCCAAAGACAAAGAAAGAUCAAUCAACCCUGCGCAGCAGCAGCGAAAGCUUGAAAAGGCGAAGCAGCUGAAAAAGAGUCGAGCAGAACUGCAAGCGAGACGCAAUGAGAAACUGGCGCGUCGAAACCCCGAGCGCAUCCAGCGCCAGAUUGACGACAUCAAGGCUCUCGAGGCGGCCGGCGACAUCAAACCACGCGAACGAGCGAUUCUACAAGACCUCGAGCGAGACCUGAAAGCUAUCAGGAAAGCACGGGAAGCACUGGGCGAGAAAGCGCCAACAUACGGUGGGGGUCACCGAAGAAGAGAAGGUGAUGGCGAUAAUAAUGUUUUGGGCAAGAGGCGGCACGACGGCAAACGCAAACAUUAUCAGCGACGAGAAUCGUCAGGCAGCGACACAGACGACUCUGUCCGCCGUAUCCCUAUGCCAGAAGACACUCCUCCGCCGCUUCCCAGAGAAUCCAGACGCUAUUUCCCGCGCAAAGAAGACGAGACCCGCGCCCCACAACCCGAUACCGCGCUGCCACCAAGACCAGGCCCUGUGCCAGUGGUGAAGACGACGUACGAAAGUGCUCCCCAGGUCCGCGACUUGCGCAAAGAAGCCGUCAACAGAUUCGUGCCAGAUGUUGUCCGCAAAAUGCAGCAAGCCGCCAAAGUGGGGCCGACGGGUCGGUUGCUGGAGCCUGAGGAGUUGGACAGGUUAGAGGCCGAAGGAUAUCUAGGACGGACGGAUCAGAAGACGCAGGAGUCGGUGGGGAUCCCGGAAGAUCAGGAAAACGCGAGGAAGCUCGCUGAAGAAGAAGCACGCUUUCUCCGAGAAUUGGAGGCGCAAGAUCAGGACACGGCUAGUCAAGUAGAUGAGGAUGUCCGACUUGAGGUCGGCACAGUCGAUCGAAGUGAUCAGAGACCCAGCCGGCAUGUCGAGAUGGAGGAGGUGGAGGAUGAGGACAUAUAA
This is a messenger RNA of Cladophialophora yegresii CBS 114405, 954 nucleotides long. RefSeq lists its product as uncharacterized. Lineage: Eukaryota; Fungi; Ascomycota; Eurotiomycetes; Chaetothyriales; Herpotrichiellaceae. The transcript has a single exon. Gene Ontology annotation, biological process: RNA processing. Bases 1 to 954 code for a protein of 317 amino acids. The record is from RefSeq and is a predicted model, not a curated record.